Molecule: messenger RNA, 11052 nt
Organism: Entrophospora sp. SA101
Lineage: Eukaryota; Fungi; Glomeromycota; Glomeromycetes; Entrophosporales; Entrophosporaceae
Source: the annotation of a GenBank genome assembly
AUGAAAAUCAAAAAAUCCCCACCAAAGAAACUUGCUGCUCCUGAUGAAAUACCUGAGAUAGUUGAAUCAGUAAAAGAGUGGAUUCAUCCACGAGGAGACCUUUUUCACUGGAUUGGUGUUUUAAAUCGUUUUGACACUAUCCUUGAAAAUAUUUGUUUAAAUAAUAAAUUAAAAAAAUUGCAAACAGCAAAUUUUUCAGAACCUAGUCGUAGUAUAUUGUUAGCAAUAUUAAAAUUUUCACGGUUAUUAUUAGAAAAUUGCACAAACAGAAAUCUAUAUAGUUCAUAUGAGCAUCUAAAUGAUUUGCUAUACACAAAUGAUUUGGAGGUUCUGGAGGUUCUGUUACGUUUGAUUCUUCGACCUGCUCAACGUCUUAGCAAUCAACGAGCUCUUCGAACCAAUUUUAACAUUUCACAAGAUAGAAUUUUAACAUUAGCUCAUAGCUGGGGCACAAAAGAAUAUGAUAUUGAAAUGGUUCAUCUUGCAUCAGAUGACGUUAUCAUUCCAAAUGAAUUAACAACUUUGAAUUAUCAAUUCUAUCGUCAUUUAACUCCUUCAGAAGUUGUUGUUGAAUCAUCAUCUACCACCAUCACUAGCACUACUGGCAUCACUGGCACCACCAGCACCACCAGUGCCACCAGCACAACCAACACAACAACCACCAGCACAACCAACCCUACCACUACUACAACAACACAAAAGAACAAAAGAAAAGAUACAGCCACAUCUACAAGUUCUGGCGGUAGUAACAGCACAUCAAAAACUACUUCUGAAGGCGUUACUCUAAUUUGUGUAAAUGACAUUCAUCAAUAUCCUGGAACAGAUAUGGACAUUUUAAAUAGUCUUGUUCAAGAGUAUGACAUUCCUGAAGAAUUUCAUUAUGCUCUUUUGAAUCGAAUUAGAAUUGUCACCAGUAUUACUUCAAAAGAAUCUCGUCGUAGAUUUUUAAUAAUAAGAAUUCUUGCUAUCGCAAUCAUGGCUCAUGUUAUUCAAGAACAUGUUGCUCAAUCAAAAAUAUUUUUAUAUGAACCGGACAUUGUGGCCAAUCUUUCAGAAUUAGUACACCCUGAUCGGGGUUUUUGGGGAAAAAAGGAUGUUCAAACAGUUGCAUUUUAUGCAUUAGAUGGAAUUAGUCAUUAUCGUUCUAAACUUCAAGAAGUUUUGACGGCAAUUAACGCUUCUGCUAAUCAUGGAAUACUUUUAUAUGUUUUAAGAAAAAUUAUCGCUGAUUUAGAUUCUGAACACCCAAUAUAUCCUCAAGAUUAUUGCGAUUCUGUGUUUGCUCUAAUAACUCAUAUAAUCUCCACGCAAAUUGGUGGUAACAUGGUAAUAUCAGCCGGAAUAAUUCCUACACUUUUACAAUUAUUAAACAAUAAAAAACAUCAACAAUUAAAAGCUGUUGGUCUUUUGGAUAGCCUGGUUUAUAGUUUCAACCAACCCUCUUUUACUUCGUUUUGUAAUGCUAAUGGAGUUCGAGUGUUGGUUCAAAGAAUUAAGGACGAAGUUGAUUUUGGAUUUCAAUCAGUUAAAGAUACCCAAAGUGACCAUAUGGAAGAUGUUACCGUAACAAGCAGUAAUAAUAGCAGUUCUAUUGCUUCAACAUCAAAAAGCAUUGAACCCACUAGUGUUCAAUCAGCAAAUGCUGAAACCGAGGUAGUAGCGCUUCCUUACGAAAGAUCUUCUUUGAUAAAGUCUAUGUUUAAAUUUGUUUAUCAUAUGAUGCAAUCUUCUGGAAACGCUGACGGGUUAAGAAAUCUUAUUGACACUACUCUACCGGAAUCUUUGAAAAAAGUUUUUGAACAACCAAGUAUUUUUGGAAGUAGCAUCUACGCUCACGCAAUAAACUUGAUCGCCACAUUCAUUCACAAUGAGCCAACUUCCUUGCCAAUCAUGCAGGAAUCUAAAUUACCACAAACAUUCUUAAAAUCAAUUAUUAAUGAUAUACCUGCUUCUGUUGAUGUUAUUCAGUCUAUUCCUAAUGCUUUUGGUGCUAUAUGUUUGAACUUACAAGGAAUGGAAAUCUUUAAUCAAAUGAAUCCAAUUGAUAAAUUUUUCUCGAUAUUUACUUCCAUUGAACAUUUACGUGCUCUUCAAGAUGGUGAUCUCGCUUCUGUCUUGGGUACUAAUAUUGAUGAGUUGAUGCGACAUCAUCCAAGUUUAAAACCAAUCAUUAUGGAUGCUAUAAUGACCACAUUAAAACGUAUAUAUGAACUCGGUCAAAGCGAUCAAUUUGUGACGGCUAAUGAAGACACCUGUAGUUUACAUGUGGGAGUAUCAGAUGAUGAUUCUUCCAUUAAUAUUGGUUCAGAAAACCUUGCCGCUGACUCUUUUACAUCUCAAGAUGCUAUUAUGACUGAUGUUAUCGAAUCACAAAAAUCCGAAGAAAAGAAAGAAAAUAUAGUGGUUUCCUUUAUCGAGAUCAUGGCAAGAUUCUUGGAAGGUCUUUUCCAAAAUCAAAGUCACUGUAAGGAAUUCCUAAAACAAGAUGAAGGCUUGAACAUAUUACUUAAAUAUUACUCAUUACCAACAGUACCUUACGAUUUUGCAAGUUCACAAGCAUCUUAUUCUCUUUCUCACCUAAUGAGAGUAAUAACAGAUGCUGAACCAAGACGUAGUGUUGCUGCAAUUAUCAGUGUUCUAAAUGACACACUUCAAGAUGCUUCACCUUUUUUGAAUUACGAAGAAAAAUCUGGUUUGUUCAUUAAAUAUAUUGAUUUAAAAGCCAAAAUAGAAGCUGCCAAUAAAACAUUCAGAACUUUGAUCACUUUACAUGGUUAUGUUGGAUUACUUUCAGAUGUAUAUUGUUCUACAGUCUUCUCUCAUGGAAAAAGCGUGUCAUCAUCAUUGAUCGAAGCUUUUGUUGGGAACGACAACGAAAUAUUAUCAUCACUUGGAAAAUUACACAGAACUUGUGUCUGGGAAAAUGUUGUAUUAAAAUCUACAAUUCCAAAAUCAUGGUAUAAUUUGCAACCUAAAAGCAAAAAAUCACCUCUUUUAUCUCCAUCCACAACCUCAAUAUUUGAUGAUAUUGAUAGUAGUAAUAAAGAUCCAACAACAACAAAUGCCACUACUUCCGACUUACCAAAUGAACCUCCUGUUGAUCAUAAUAAUCGCCAAGUUAAAAAUUCAAAAUUUUUAAAAUUUUUAAUAUCACAAAUACCUUCUUGCCUUACUCCUUUAUUUCAAGGGUUGGCCAAAAUGCUUUUUACCCGUAAAUCUCCUGAUUCUAAUCAAAGAAAACAAGCAUCAAAAGUUUCUGAUUCUAUUGCUAGUGUUCUCCAUGAUCAUUUAAAUUGGAAACGUUAUGAAAUAGAUAGUGAAACGGAUUCAUCGAAUAAAUAUAAUUAUCUCACAGCAAUGCUUGGAUUAUUAUCAUUAUUAUUUUCAGAUGAACGAAAUCAAGUUUCAUUACAAACUAUGUUGGUUGUUUCUUUUGAAAAAGUUGGUGGCUUAGAUCAUGUUAUUUAUUUAUUGCAACGCUUUUGGGAGGAACCAGAUCUAUUCAAAGAAUCAGAAGAAUGUUUAAAAUCAGAUGACAAGUCAAAAGAAAAACUCGGAAGAAUUCAUGAAUGUAUUAAAAUUAUACUUAAUUUUUUCCAAUUUGUUGCCUCAGCUAAAUCAUUACACGAAUCAUCUCAGACUGCAAUUAUGACAGCAAAGGAAAAAGAUCCUCGUUUUGAUAAAUUUGAUCCAUAUAGUUUCCUCGUUAAAAUUCGAUCAAAAAUUUUACCUGCGAUCAAUGAACUUUGGCAAAGCUCAUAUUUAUUAAAAGCUCCUCCAAAUCUUGUUAAGUUGGUAAUUCAAAAUUUAGUCCAAAUUUUGAAAGCAGACGGCGAAGUAAAUCAACGUCCUGAAGGAUCUGGUUCAGGCUCAGGCACUUCAUCUUUAUCAUCAGCAACACCCUUAAUAUUUGGGCAUAGAAACACAAUUCCAGACGAGGAUAGAGUACAACAACUUCUUGAUAUGGGUUUUCCUCGUUCUGCUGCUGAAGCUGCUUUGUCACGUUGUAAUAAUCAUGUUCCAACUGCUGCCGAAUUCUUACUCACCCAUCCUCAAACAAUAGCUGCAGCCAUUUCACUUGAAGCUUCCCGACAACAAGAAAAUGAAUCAUCUAAUCGAGAAUCUGCUGCAAUAACUGUUACCACUACUACAAACAAUAAUUUAACUGAAAACACAGAAACAGAAUCUGGUUUGACCACUGGUACUAGUGCUAGCUCUAAUCUGAAUGUUGAUAUAUUUGGAACACCCGGUGACGAAGGUGAAGAUGAAGAGGAUGAUGCAUCUGAUCUUGAUGAAGAGACUAGUUCAGUUGAUCAUUCAGCUUUAUCACAAGGUCUUUCAUUGCCAACACAAUCUGCUAAUUUAGCUGUUGAAGCAAGUUCAAGCAGUAAUAAUGAUACUAGUGUCCCUAUGGAAACAGAAACAACCUCUGAUGCCGCAGCUAGCACCAAAAAAACUGAUAAGGGCAAAGGAAAAGAAACUGAAACUUCGACAUUAGAUCAAUUUAAACAAUUACGUGAAAAACUUAAAUCUAAUGGACAAUUACGUGCUAUUGAAUUAUUGGAUCAAGUCGAAGACAUUAUUUUUGAAAUUAAAGACUUAUUUGUACUUUUUAGUAAGGAUGAUCUAGAUCAAACCAUCGCAUUUAUAAUAGAGUGCAUCCAAUCUGCUAUGAAACAACAGCCAGAUGAUGGUGAUGACGAAUCAAAAAAGAAGGAGUCUGCUGUUUUGAGCUCAAGAUUAAGACUUUUAGCACUUUUAAUGAAUGAAACAACUAUUCAAAGCAAUGUAUCAAUAAUAAUAUUUGAUAGUUUAGUGACUGACUUGUUUGAUAGGAUAUCUGAUAUUUCUCUUUCAAAGACGAAACCAGAAUUACCUAAAUGGCUAACCCCAGCUUUAUUGAUCGUCGAAUCUCUAAUAUCUUUGUCAGAUGAACCUAAAUCGGUUGGUCCAUUAAAAACCGCCAAAUCGCCUGAAGAUCCUAUAAAUUUUGAAGAUGCAGGAAUAAAUACUAUGGUACCAAAUGAAAUAGAAAGAUUAAAUCUUCUUGGUUACUGUUUAGGACUAGUAAGACGGGGAGAUGAUCUUGAUAAAGAUCUUAUUAAUGCAUUACUUCGUAUUUUUGUUCGCCUUACUCGUCAACAUGAUGUUGCUUUGGAGUUUAUGAGAAAAGAUGGUUUAGCAUAUUUGUUUGAGAUUUUCAAAAAAAGAGCACAUGACUUCCGUGGACAACAAAUUUUCUUGGCAAUGUUAAUGAGACAUGUAAUCGAAGACGAAUCAGUAAUAGAAAAUAUAAUGGAGAGGGAGAUCAAAAAUUGGUUUACAAAUCCACGUCCAAGAACUGUUGAUGUUAAUGCAUACCUUAAAAAUACGCCACAAUAUGCCUUACAUACUACUAUUACUACUGCUGCCACCACAACACAUGCAAAUGAAGAAGAGAUGAUUACAGACGUACAAGCAUCAACAUCUGUUCCAAUUCAAUCAUCACCAAAAAAAACUAUAUAUGAUUUAGAUGAAACUGAAAGCCUAAUUCAGUUUAUCUCACACGAGUUACUAUCAAUUGUCUUUAAACCUGAAGAACAUCAAGAUUAUUUAUCUAGAUGUUUCUUGUUACAAUGUUUAACUGAAUUACUUUCGUCAUAUCCUUCAUGUAAAAUGGAAGUAGUUAAUCUUUCUAGACGUAGAAAUAGUGUAAAUGUUUAUAAUAAUAACAGUAAUACAAAAUCGAAACCAUUCUUAUUAAAUCACCUUUUGAAUGAAUUCUUGCCUUAUGGCUGCAUCACACCUUCAACUGAUAUUGAAAUGCGUAAAAGAUAUGGUCAAUCUAAGUGGACUACUUACACAUUGGUAGCUUUAUGUUCUAGCAUCAAUAAUAAUAACAAUAAUAAUAAUGAAGCAGAUAAUAAAAAACUUGUACAACAACAACUACAUGAUUUAAUUCAAGUUAGGAAAUUUGUUUUGGAUACAAUUAUUCGUUCAUUUAAAAGUGCAAUUGCUUCAACUGAUCCAAUUGAAGCAAAAUACGGUAGAUUGUUAGCUUUGGCCGAGUUAUGUUAUGCAUUAUUAACAGCUCGCGCAAGUCCAAACAGUGCAAACAAACCAAAUGAGGAUAAUCCAGCCAGUAUAGCUAGAAUUAUGUUGGAUAAAAAUUUUGUCAAUAUUUUAACCGAUGCACUUGCAGAGAUAGAUCUUAACUAUCCUUCAGCUAGAAUACUUAUCAACGCUUUGUUAAAACCGUUUGAAUUUCUUACAAAAGUAGCAAUUAAAUUAGGAAGAUCACCUGAUUCUACAGAUAGUAGUAACAAAGAUAAUAGCGAUGAACAAGAAAGCAUUUCAUCGAUUUCCACACCACCUUCAGUUGAAGAAAUGCAUCCGGAAACUGAAGAUGCUCCUGACUUGUAUGCAAACUCGGUACUUGGUGCUCUUGAGGGUAGAAUAGAAAGCGAUGAUGAUGAUGUUGACACUUCGGGUGAAGAACAAGCAUUCGAAGAAGAUUUUGAAGAAGAAAGUGGCAAUGGAGAUGAGGAUCAAGAAAUGUGGGAUGUUCACGAUCAAGUUAUGAUUGAACCCGGUGAUAUCAGAGAAGAGGCUAUUAUUAAUGAUGACGUUGAAGGCCAUAUUCAUCGCCAUCGUCACCGUGAACGAUUUGGUGCUUUGGUAGAUAGUUUUGAAGAAGAACGUCUAAAUUUCACCAAUUGGGGCUUCAAUCAACCUAGUGCUCUUUUCAUGAAUGAUGACGAGUUUUCUAUACCAAAUCGUGCUGGACGUGCUUUAUUUAGUUUUGGCAACAGACGACAUCGACAUUUGGCUGGUCGUAGAACUAUAUUAGAAGUUCCAUCAGAAAGCUUUAACUAUGUAUUUGAAGAUUCAGACGGCUAUACAUUUAACAUUGGUGGAAAUGAUGAAGUUGAUAUUCCAGGAUUAAAUAGAACUAGACCUAUUACUAGCUCAAACGAUGAUAUAAUUACACAUCCAUUGCUCGUCAAUAGAGCCCCAACUACACCUUCAGUUGCCGGAAUUGAACUAUCUAGAGGUAGAAGUAUUAGAAAUGGACCAUUAGGUGACUGGACACAUUCAAUCGAAGAAUUAAUUGGCGGUGGAGCAGUUCAAUUAUUAGAACAAUUAUUAACAAGAGGGCGCGAUCUUAAUCGACCUACUUAUAGACUUGAAUUGAAUCCUGGUUCAAGCGGGUUGGUUAGUGGAAUUGAGGUAGAUCGUGUUUUCCAAAGAGUAUCUUCAAAUGCUCAAGAUAAUCAAAAUAGCACACCUCCAAGUGAUCCUAUUGCUGCAGUUCAAGAAUUUAUGCCUUUACAAACUGGUAAUAGGUGGUAUGAAGAGGCUCGUAUGAUGUAUGGCAGUAUGGUGACCGAUAAAGCAACCAAAUUAGCCAAUCAAAGAGCCGAAUCAGCCGCAGCAAAUACUCAAUCCACAUCGACAAAUGAACAGCAAGAAAUAACUCAAACUACAACUGAUGAAGAAAAUAAUAACAAUGAAGAAAAUAACAACAAUGAUGAAAUAGUUGACGCCAUGCAAGAAGAUGUAACCCAACAGGUAGAGGACUCUAAAGAUGAACCAGUUACUGCUUCAACUAUUGUUGCAUCCUCCACAUCAACUCAAGUAGGUGGCGAAAGUUCUGCUCAAGGUUCAACUGAAACACCGCAAGAACAACAGCAACCACCUGCUACAAGAACUACAGUAAUAAUCAAUGGUCAACCUGUUGAUAUUACUGAUACUGGUAUUGAUCCCACUUUCCUUGAAGCAUUGCCGGAAGAUUUAAGAGAAGAAAUUAUAAAUCAACAUUUACCUCAAAGACGUACAAAUACUACUGUAACUGGAACCGGUGAAAUUAGUUCUGAAUUCCUUGCUGCACUACCCGAUGAUUUAAGGGAGGAACUUUUACAGCAAGAAGAAGCAAUAGGACAACAAGAAAGAAGAGAUAGGCAAAGAACCACAGAGCCUGCUGCAGUUGAAAUGGAUACUGCAAGUUUCUUUGCAUCUUUAGAUCCUCACCUGAGGCAAACAGUUUUACUUGAGCAAGAUGACAUGGUUUUAGCAUCAUUGCCUCCAGCGAUUGCUGCAGAAGCCAAUGCAUUACGUGAAAGAGCAAGUCGUAGAUACACAAAUGCAGUUAGAUCAAGAACACUUACUAGUUCUGUUCCACAAAUACCAACACCUAAAAAACCUGCAGUUCAACGUGAUGCAGUUAAACUUGUUGACACUCAAGGAUUAUCUACAUUAGUCAGAUUAUUAUUCUUGCCACAACCAUUAAAUAAUAAAAAUUUACUACAUAAAUUAUUGCUUAAUCUUUGCGAAAAUAGCAACUCACGUGGCGAAUUGGUAUCAAUGUUACUAUCUGUUCUAUUUGACGGAAGCGGCGAUGUAGCAUCUGUUGAUAAAAGUUUUGCUCAAAUGUCUAUAAAAAACAAAGGAUCAACAUCAACGAAAGGUUUAACUAGGAGACAUUCAGGGGUACCUAAUCCUUCACUUUCUCAGAUAACUCAAGCAGCAGGAGAAAAUGUUCCCAAUUUAAUAGCUCAACGUUGUUUAGAAGCUUUGACUUUUAUUGUUAGUUAUAACGAAGCAUCUGUCACGUAUUUCUUAAUGGAACAUGAAAACAAUAUCGGGCUUAAAAGAACGAAUAGUCGUAAGGGAAAAGAAAAACAAAAAUCUGUCACAAGCAAAUAUCCUGUAGUAAUAUUACUUAGCCUUUUAGAUAGACAAGUAUUCAUAAGAAAUACAUCUUUAAUGGAACAAUUAAUGACUCUACUUUCAUUUGUCUUACGACCAUUAUCAUCAAUUGCAAAAAAUAAUCAACCCAAUACCACCACCACAAAUACAUCCAACACUACCAAUAACAAUAACACAACUAAUGCAACCACUUCAACGGCUGUAAAUACUACAACUACUUCAACCAACACACCCAACCUCGAUUUAAUUGAUAUAACUACAUCAACCACACCACAAUCUUCACCACCACUAGCACAAAAUAAUAACGAGAACACUUCGUCAGAUCAAAAUGUGGAAGUUCCUGAAAAUGAUAAACCAGCCACUGCAUCUUCAUCUAAACCACCAGAAACCGAACAACAACCUAAACUUAAACCACCAGUAAUUCCUGAAUAUUGUUUACGAUCAGUGGUGAAUGUAAUGACAGUAGGUGAAUGCACAGGCAAUACAUUCAAAUGUACAUUAACAGUUAUUCAAUACCUUUCAACUUUAAAAGGAGCAAGAGAAAUUAUCACUUCCGAGUUGGUUGAUCGUGCACAAUCUUUGGGCAAUGAAAUACAUUGUGACCUUGACGAGUUAGCACAGAUAUUACACAAAGCAGAUACAGGUGUUGAUGUUCAAGGUGUAACUCUAGCCAAGUUUUCGCCUUCAUCAUCAAAACAAGCAAAAUUGCUACGCGUACUCAAGACUAUAGACUACAUGUAUAGUAGUGGGCAACAACAACAGACAAAUGCUCAAUCAAACACACAGGUAGUAGUUGCACCAACUGUUGACCCAGAAGAUGCAGAUUUAGCUCAACCGAGAACAUUAGAAGGAAGCUUGAGAACUAGUAAAUUGGCUCCAGAUGAAGAAAAAGUAAUGAAAAUUUAUGAAAGUCUUAGUUUUGCCGAUCUUUGGAACAAGCUUGGAAAAUGUUUAUUAACAAUACAUGAAAAACAAGACAUGAUACAUGUGGCAACUGUACUCUUACCUCUUAUCGAAUCAUUGAUGGUUGUUUGUAAAUAUGUUGGUAUGACACCACCAAGUGGACAUAGGAGUAAUGCAUCCGAAAACAUGGAAAACCUGUUCUUUUCUUUCACAGAGGAACACCGUAAGAUUCUUAAUACGAUGGUCAGAAACAACCCUUCGCUAAUGAGUGGAUCGUUUUCGUUGCUUGUCAAUAAUCCAAAGAUACUUGAAUUUGAUAACAAAAGGAAUUAUUUCAAUCAACAACUACACAAACGAACAAAUGGCAGAGAGCAUUAUGGAACCUUGCAACUUAAUGUUCGAAGACAAUAUGUGUUUGAAGACUCGUUCCAAAAUUUACAAAGGAGAACUGGGGAUGAAAUUAAAUAUGGAAAACUUAGUGUACGAUUUUAUGAGGAAGAAGGUGUAGAUGCCGGCGGUGUUACAAGAGAAUGGUUCCAAGUUCUUGCUAGACAAAUGUUUAAUGAAGAUUAUGCGUUAUUCAAAACUUCAGCAGCUGACAGACUUACAUAUCAACCGAAUAGAGCUUCGGGUGCUAAUCCAGAACAUUUAUUAUUCUUUAAAUUCGUAGGACGUGUAAUUGGCAAAGCUAUUUAUGAUGGUAGACUUUUAGACGCAUAUUUCACAAGAUCAUUUUAUAAACAUAUUCUCGGAAAAGCUGUUGAUUAUCGGGAUGUAGAGGCAAUAGAUUUAGGAUAUUAUAAUAGUUUGGUAUGGAUGUUAAAUAACGAUAUUACAAAUGUUGUCGAUUUGACGUUCAGUGUAGAAGUAGAUGACUUUGGACAAAAGAAAAUCAUUGAUUUGAAAACUAAUGGUAGAAAUAUUACAGUAACAGAAGAGAACAAGAGAGAAUAUGUUAAACUUGUAACUGAACAGAGACUCACAUUAGCAAUUAAAGAUCAAAUUGAAAGUUUCCUUUCAGGCUUCCACGAAAUCAUUCCCGCAAAUCUAAUAAAAAUAUUUAAUGAACAAGAACUUGAAUUAUUAAUUUCUGGUCUACCAGAUAUUGAUAUUGAUGAUUGGAAGAAUAAUACAGAAUAUCAAAACUAUACAGCAUCAUCUCCACAAAUUCAAUGGUUCUGGAGAGUUGUACGGAGCUUUAGUCAAGAAGAACGAGCCAAAUUACUUCAAUUUGUCACGGGUACUUCCAAAGUCCCAUUAGAAGGAUUUUCUGCCCUUCAAGGAGUUCACGGUGUACAAAAAUUCCAAAUACAUAAAGACUUUACUAAAACUAAUCGAUUACCUUCUGCUCAUACAUGUUUCAAUCAAUUGGAUAUUCCUGAAUAUGAAAGUUAUGAACAAUUAAGACAAAAUCUUUUAUUAGCAACAUCAGAAGGAACGACAGGAUUUGGUUUCCAAUAA